CAGCUGGCCUUGGGCAGUGUUUGCUGUGUUCAUUUACCUGUGCAGUAUUAACAGAAAAGCCUCGUGCCAAGUAGUAAACACAGUGUGAAUCAGUUUCAUAUUCAUAACUGUGAGUCACAUCUGCAUUGACUGUUACUAGCCAUAGCAAUGGACGAAUAACAAGAUCACGAACGUGUUUAUCUUCCUGACAAGGCAAGGUUAAGCCGUGUGCAGACACUCUCCAGUGACGCUGUGGUUCACAAAUAUUGUCCGUGUACACGUAAGUGUUCCUAGAGACGUGUAGUGGAAAGAUUGCUGCGAUGGCUACUCUAAAGGUUCUCAGGAUGCCAACUUUCAACCUAACUCGACUACUGACGCAAAGUGCGGCUUCACACGUUCCCUCGGGUACUCAGGAACCAAAGGACGGCGGAGAAGCACAAGAGGAGUGGAAGCAAAAAGGAAGAAUCCAUUCCAAGAAGUCCGUCAAAGUGAAUUUGGUGGGUGGGAAGCGGUAUCUGUGGUGCGCCUGUGGAUACAGUAAGAACCAGCCGUUCUGUGACGGGACACACCUAUGGAGCAGAUUCCGGCUCAAAAUCAAGCAGCAUCCGGUGUUUUUCAAGGCCCCGAAGGAUAUGACAGCGUCCUUGUGUCUCUGUAAGCAAACCAACAAACCUCCGUACUGCGACGGCACCCACCGCAGGAAGGAAGUGCAAGAGGCAGUUAUCGAGGAGCCUAAGUGAGAGGGGACGUCUUCGGGUCGAGAUCAGGGUGGCAUUGGUCAGCGGAUGUCUUUGAUGAUUGAUCGACUGAUUGAUCGAAUUUGUAGCACUGCAGAAACCAAGACAUAUGGUGUCGUACGCUGUUGAUAAACUGCUGAUAAGAAGGUGAACUCGUAGAAUGGAGCAAAGUUUUACCACUGUUUAAUUCAUGUCAAUCUAUUCCUAGUUGUACAUACAUGUAUAUGGUAAUGGUCACUCAAUACACGUGUUAAAUAUAUUGAUAGGUGUAACAGGAAAUCUAUUAUGAAUAAAGUAGCUAUCACAUUUAAGAAA
This is a messenger RNA of Scylla paramamosain (green mud crab), 1031 nucleotides long. Its product is annotated as CDGSH iron-sulfur domain-containing protein 3, mitochondrial-like. Gene Ontology annotation, cellular component: mitochondrion. Bases 300 to 719 code for a protein of 139 amino acids. The record is from RefSeq and is a predicted model, not a curated record. NCBI's taxonomy places the organism in Eukaryota, Metazoa, Arthropoda, Malacostraca, Decapoda, Portunidae. The transcript is spliced from 4 exons. Gene Ontology annotation, molecular function: 2 iron, 2 sulfur cluster binding.